Vitis riparia (riverbank grape) is the source of this 2413-nucleotide messenger RNA. RefSeq names its product transketolase, chloroplastic-like. Gene Ontology annotation, molecular function: transketolase activity. Gene Ontology annotation, cellular component: cytosol. Gene Ontology annotation, biological process: pentose-phosphate shunt. NCBI's taxonomy places the organism in Eukaryota, Viridiplantae, Streptophyta, Magnoliopsida, Vitales, Vitaceae. The record is from RefSeq and is a predicted model, not a curated record.
GCCGCCAACACAACCGUCUCUUUCCCCGGAAAAACCAAUCCCCUUAUAGCCAUCAUUUCCUCUCUUCUCUUCCAACCUCUCUCUGUCCCCACACCCACAGUCCAGAACAGCAGAAAUCACAGAUUCAGAAUUGGGUUGACACCCCCACCACGUAAUAGUCUCAGAGCCAACCAUGCUCCCAUAGGCAAACCCGCCAACCUCUGCAAAGACUACAAGCUCUCCUGGCUACAAGAGCUCAAACAUGCAUUCCAACCCCAACUAUCCAACCAAAACUUGGACGCAGAUGAUGAAGAAGACAACGAAUUCUUCCAGGAAUUAGUUGACAUGCGAUGCGUGGAUAAUGUUAGGAUGCUGAUCGUGGAUGCAGUGCAAACCGCCAAGUCUGGGCACUCGGGAAUGCCUCUUGGCAUGGCCGAAGUUGGGUAUAUUCUGUACAGGCAUGUGAUGAGGUACAACCCCAGAAAUCCUAAAUGGUUUAACAGGGACAGGUUUGUUUUGAGCACUGGCCAUGGAUGCCUCCUCCAGUAUAUCUGUCUUCAUCUUGCUGGAUUUCAAUCAGUUCAACUGGAAGACCUGCAAAGGCUUUGCAAGCUUGGUAGUAGGACCCCAGGUCACCCUGAGAAUGUGGUUACCGAUGGCAUUGAAGUCACUACAGGCCCCCUUGGGCAAGGUGUAGCUAACGCAGUUGGCCUUGCCCUGGCAGAAGCUCAUUCUGCUGCUAGAUUCAACAAACCCGAUGCUGUCAUUGUUGAUCACAGGACAUUCUGCAUCAUGGGUGAUGGAUGUGUCAUGGAAGGGAUAUCACAUGAAGCUGCAUCUUUGGCUGCACAUUGGAAACUCAACAAGCUUACACUAAUUUAUGAUGAUAACCUUAAUACCAUUGAUGGAGCCACCUCCCUAGCUUUUUCUGAAGAUAUAUCGGCACGAUUUAAGGCUCUUGGGUGGAACACAAUCACAGUGGAUGAUACACACAAUGACAUGGAAGCCAUCAAGAAUGCCCUUCUCUCUGCUUUUAGGGAAACAGAGAAACCAACUUUCAUAAGGGUUUGUAGACUGAUAGGUAAAUUGUCUGAAAAGAAAGGAACUUCCAAAGCUCAUCAUGGUACUUUUGAUGAAAAGGAUGUGAAGAAAAUGAGACGGAAAGUUAACUGGAGUGAUCGAGAACCAUUCCAUGUCAUUCCUAUGAUCUAUAGGGAAAUGCAGAUACAAACAGAGUAUGGGGAAGAAUGGCAUUCAAGGCUAUGUUAUUACCAGACCAAAUAUCCACAAGAGUUUGUAGAAUUCAAGAUUCUCCUUGAUGGUGGUUUGCUUCCUGGCUGGGAAAGCUCAUUACCGAAGUUUCCUACAUCGGAUCCGGUGGAUGCCACUCAAGGGUACUCUGAGAAGUGCUUAAACCAGCUUGCUAAAGUGCUCCCGGGGUUGAUCCGUGGUAGUGCAGACCUUGCAACCUCCAACAAAGCUUACCUCCACGGCCAUGAAGACUUCAGCCAGCCUAACUCCCCAUGGGGCUGCAACAUUCGCUAUGGGGUUAGAGAGCAUGCAAUGGCUGGAAUUUCAUAUGGUAUUGCAUUGCAUGGAAGUGGCUAUCCAUUUGCAGCCACUUUCCUCGUUUUCUCCGACUACCUGAAGAACUCCAUUAGACUUUCUGCUCUAAGCCAUGCUGGGGUCAUCUACAUCAUGACCCAUGAUAUUGGUCUGGGGGAAGAUGGACCAACACACCGACCUGCAGUGGAACAGCUUGCUGGCCUACGGGCAGUGCCACAGCUCCUAGUUUUCCGGCCUGCAGAUGGGAAUGAGACUGCUGGAGCAUACAAAGUGGCUGUUGCCAAUCGCAAUGUACCAAGCCUCAUUGCAUUAUCAAGGCAAAAGGUGGCUGCAAAUUUGGAAGGAACAUCAAGAGCUUCAGUUGAAAGAGGUGGUUACAUUGUGAGUGAUAAUUCUGAAGACAAGUUGCCAGACAUAAUACUGAUUGGCACCGGAUCAGAACUGUGCCUCUGCUAUGAGAGUGCCAAAAUGCUGAGACAAGAAGGGAGGACAGUGAGGUUGGUUUCCCUCGUCUGCUGGCGGCUCUUUGACAUGCAGCCACAACAGUAUAAGGAGUUUGUCUUGCCACCAAGCGUGUCAAAGCGGGUAAGCGUCGAGGCAGCCUCCCCCAUCGGGUGGAGGGAGUAUGUGGGAGAGGAAGGAGUGGUGGUUGGGGUGGAGGAGUUUGGUGCCAGUGGGGCUUAUUUGGAUACUUUCAAGAAGUUUGGUUUCACUGAAGGAAACAUAACAAGGAUUGCAAAGUCAUUGCUAUCUCAAUAAAAGUUAUACAAACAAAUUGUUCCAAUAUUGGCAUUGUAAUCAAUCAUGUUUACUUGGUCAUCUGACGCUUAAUUAUUUCAAAUCCUAACUCAAAGCCUUUAUUUAGAAA